UAUCGUCAAACUCAAACUGUCAAAAUUACCUAGAAUGUUUGGUUUGUUUGUGUUUUAAGUCCAUGCAAGUUUGUAGAAACCCUGAAUAGUAGAAAAUAAAUAAUAAUAAUAUACUUUGUGUUUGUAUAUUACAUGAUAAUAAAGGAGGUUUAACACAUGCUUAACUGGAAUAUAUUAUCGCGUGAACCUCACAAUUGAAAUUUAAAAAAAUAAUGUCUAUAGAAAUAGAGUCAGCGGAUGUGAUCCGUCUUAUACAACAGUAUCUGAAAGAAUCUAACCUCACGAAAACAUUGCAGACACUACAGGAAGAGACAGGGGUCUCUCUCAAUACUGUCGAUAGUGUUGAUGGAUUUUGUGCAGACAUUAACAAUGGGCAUUGGGACACAGUUUUGAAAGCAACGGCAUCUCUUAAACUACCUGACAAGAAACUGAUGGAUCUCUAUGAGCAGGUGGUACUGGAACUAAUAGAAUUGCGUGAACUUGGAGCUGCCCGUACACUGCUGCGACAGACUCACCCUUGCCUUCUUAUGAAGCAACAGGAGACGGACAGAUAUAUGCAUCUUGAGAACAUGCUGGCGCGCUCGUACUUCGACCCGCGCGAGGCGUACGGCGGCGCGCGCGGCGCGGCGGGCGGCGGCGGCAAGGAGUGGCGGCGCGCGGCGCUGGCGGCGGCGCUGGCGGGCGAGGUGUCCGUCGUGCCGUCGUCGCGCCUGCUGGCGCUGCUGGGGCAGGCGCUCAAGUGGCAGCAGCACCAGGGUCUUCUGCCCCCCGGAACCACGAUCGAUCUCUUCCGGGGCAAGGCGGCCAUAAGGGACGAGGAGGACGACCAGUGCCCUACGCAGCUAUCGAAAAUUAUAAAGUUCGGUCAAAAAUCACACGUCGAAUGCGCAAGAUUCUCUCCAGACGGCCAGUACCUGGUGACGGGCUCCGUGGAUGGGCUGGUCGAGGUGUGGAACUUCACGACGGGUAAGAUCCGCAAGGACCUGCGCUACCAGGCGCACGACGAGUACAUGAGCAUGGAGGAGGCCGUGCUCAGCCUCGCCUUCGCACGGGACAGCGACACGCUGGCGGCGGGCUCCAACGACGGCAAGAUCAAGGUGUGGAAGGUGUCCACGGGGCAGGUGCAGCGCAAGCUGGAUCACGCCCACUCCAAGGGCGUCACGUGCUUGCAGUUUACUCGUGACAACACGCAGAUCCUCUCCGCUUCUUUCGAUCGAUCUAUCAGGAUCCACGGACUGAAGUCGGGCAAGAUCCUGAAAGAAUUCCGAGGACACACCUCCUUCGUGAACGAGGCCGUGUUCACACCCGACGGCCACAGCGUGCUCAGCGCCUCGUCCGACGGAACCGUCAAGGUGUGGUCGGUGCGCACGGGCGAGUGCUCGGCGACGCUGAAGCCGCUGGGCUCCGGCGAGCCGCCCGUCAACUCGCUGCUGCUGACGCCCAAGAACCCGGACCACUUCGUGGUGUGCAACCGCACCAACACCGUGGUCAUCAUGAACAUGCAGGGGCAGAUCGUGCGCUCGUUCUCGUCGGGGCGGCGCGAGGAGGAGGGCGGAGCGCUCGUGUGCGCCGCGCUGGGCGCGCGCGGCCGCCUCGUGUACUGCGCCGGGGAGGACCUCGUGCUCUACGCCUUCUGCGCCGCCAGCGGCAAGCUGGAGCGCACCAUCAACGUGCACGAGAAGAGCGUCAUCGGGAUGAGCCACCACCCGCACCAGAACCUGCUGGCCACGUACGGCGAGGACGGGCUGCUCAAGUUGUGGAAGCCGUAGGCGUCGCGUUCGAUUUGGAGAUCUCUCUUUUUCUGAGUGUGACCGUUGCGAGUGCUCACUGAUAUUGUAAAAAGUUUAAAUCUUAAGCGAUCGUUUGAAAGUAAAUGACUGUAAAACUGAUAA
This is a messenger RNA of Vanessa atalanta (red admiral), 1892 nucleotides long. RefSeq names its product WD40 repeat-containing protein SMU1 (gene Smu1). Gene Ontology annotation, molecular function: protein binding. NCBI's taxonomy places the organism in Eukaryota, Metazoa, Arthropoda, Insecta, Lepidoptera, Nymphalidae. Gene Ontology annotation, cellular component: precatalytic spliceosome. The transcript is spliced from 10 exons. The record is from RefSeq and is a predicted model, not a curated record. Gene Ontology annotation, biological process: mRNA splicing, via spliceosome. The coding region runs from base 213 to 1769 and encodes 518 amino acids.